Erpetoichthys calabaricus (reedfish) is the source of this 2142-nucleotide messenger RNA. RefSeq names its product RAB24, member RAS oncogene family (gene rab24). NCBI's taxonomy places the organism in Eukaryota, Metazoa, Chordata, Cladistia, Polypteriformes, Polypteridae. Gene Ontology annotation, molecular function: GTP binding; GTPase activity. The coding region runs from base 429 to 1040 and encodes 203 amino acids. The transcript has 9 exons. The record is from RefSeq and is a predicted model, not a curated record.
CGUUCAGUGGAGAAACGGAAAAAGAGAAGGACAAAGAUUCAUGAACCUGAGCCGUUUCGUCAUUUCAGCUCGCUGCUUCUUGUCGAGCUCUUGUUUCACACACGCAUCACCGAGUUCCCACUGUCAAUGUCUCCGAGAUGUGUUUUUAACGAUCCCCCUCCGAGUCCCUCGCUCGUGAGGCCGUCGGUGCUACAGCGAGACGUAGAAGGGGAGGAUUGGACGGCUCCACUGGAGAAUAACUGAAAAGAAAACCGAAAGCCGGUUUUACGGCGUUUCCUUUGUCGAAGUGAAACACAGGUUCUUCAGCAACACUCCAGCUUCUUAAACAGGCCGAGAUACAAUCCUAGCCAAGACCUCCAUCUGGUUAUUGGCGUCUGGUGAACAUCACCUCUUUCUUCUUCCUCCCUUCCCCUCCUUCCCAUCCCAUAAUGAGUGGCCAACGCGUGGAUGCCAAAGUGGUGAUGCUUGGAAAGGAGUAUGUCGGAAAAACCAGUCUGGUGGAAAGAUAUGUUCACAAUCGGUUUCUCGUUGGACCCUACCAAAACACUAUUGGAGCAGCUUUUGUUGCUAAACCCAUUCACGUAGGAGAAAAAAUUGUGACCCUUGGAAUCUGGGACACAGCUGGUUCAGAGCGAUAUGAAGCCAUGAGCCGCAUUUACUACAGAGGUGCCAAGGCAGCAAUUGUGUGCUAUGAUCUGACUGACAGCAGCAGCUUUCAGAGGGCUAAGUUCUGGGUGAAGGAACUGCAGAACUGUGAAGAGCACUGCAAAAUCUACCUGUGUGGCACCAAAAGUGACCUGGUGGAGGACGAUCGCAGCAUGAGGAAGGUGGAUUUCCAUGAUGUCCAGGACUAUGCUGAUGAAAUAAAAGCUCAGCUGUUUGAAACUUCAAGCAAAUCAGGCCACAAUGUCGACGAGCUGUUCCAGAAAGUGGCUGAAGAUUACGAUCAGCUUUACUCCUUCCAGCAGAUGACAGAAGAAAAAGGCGUUGACCUGUGUCAGAAGAAGAACUCCACUUUUUAUGCCUGCUGUCAUCACUGAUCCCCCAUUAGAACCCCCAACUGGAAAUAGAGACCCCCAAACUGGGCCGCGUUGACUGGGCGACGUCCUUUUUUUUUUUUUUUUAAAACUACUGAAUGCCCCCCAUCCUAGGACUGAUUUUUUUUUUCUUUCUUUUCAAAAACCGCAAAUAAAAUAAAAAAAAAACAAGAGCCGCCAUUACUGAGCCAGUAGCCUCUCCGAGGCUGCCUUGAACAGGAGGACACGUUUGUGAAGUACGCUGGUCAGCACACGGGUACAGCCUUGGUUAUUUUUUUUAAAUAACGUUUUAUUUUGUUUUGUCUUUUUUUUUUUUUUUUUUUUAGUAGAAGUCAAAUGAUGUUUUAUCGUAUUUAGAAGUCCGAGUCGCACUCUCUGCCCUCUAGUGGAAGACAUCUGAACAGCUCUAGUUACUUAGGUACUUAAUGAACAGCUGAAGGGCGAUGAAGGGGCUCCUCACGAGGCCCACUUGGCAUUUUAUACGUUCGGCUGUUCUUGUUGAGAAGUGAAGCACAAACACGAGUCCACGCUGAAUGCUCUAUUUUGGUUUCUUGGUUUACAUUUCCUAUGGGGGCGAGGCGGCCCACACUCGGUGCCCACCCUCCUCUUUACUCUUUCUUGUAAGCUGGAUUGUCGUGGCGGGCGGGCAGGUGGGUGGCUGGUUAAAGUCGGCCUGAUGUGGACCUCUUUUAAAGUCAACACGGGGACACGACGUCUCACUGACUUUCCGACGACUUUGUUGCGACAGACUGACCUCCAACUCGCUGAGCUGACAUCACAUGUGCUUAUCGUUGGUGACGUUUCAUUGGUGAUCUCCGCACUGUUUAUUAGGGGGCACAACGUGGAACUGCACAAAGAGUGGGUGAAACAAAGGCCCCUCCAUGACGUUUACACUUUUACUACAAGGAGUGGUGUGUGCUGAGCGACUGAUUAUGUGCCUCAUGGAAAUCCACCUGCUUUUUCUAGCUUUGUUUUAUUUAUUUAUUAAUAUUUUGGUAGGGUUUGUUAAAACAAAAGUGCAGUUAACGAAAAGAAAAAAAAAAAUCUGCCAAAUCUAUUUGUAUUGUUUCACUUUGGAAGAAUAAAAUUGCAUUACAACCAAGAA